AAGAAUCACCUGAAAGAAGGAGGGAGGGAGGGGGCUGCAUGCUGAUUAGCAUGAGAGCCCCCCCGGAGGGAGAGGACACCCGCCCCGGAUGAAGGCCUGAGGCCGCCCCCUUUCCUUUCCUGCAGCCCCCCCUCCGCCCCGUCCUCAGCCAUGGCGAAGCGGGAGUCCAGCGCCAGCCCUGUGGUGCGGCAGAUCGACAAGCAGUUCCUGGUGUGCAGCAUCUGCCUGGACCGCUACCACAACCCCAAGGUGCUGCCCUGCCUCCACACCUUCUGCGAGAGGUGCCUCCAGAACUAUAUCCCGCCCCAGAGCCUGACCCUCUCCUGCCCCGUCUGCCGCCAGACCUCCAUCCUCCCAGAGAAGGGGGUGGCCGCCCUCCAGAACAACUUCUUCAUCACCAACCUCAUGGAGGUGCUCCAGCGCCAGCCCGACAGUGCCAGCCACGAGGACAACGCUGCCGCCAUGCUGGACUCGGUCAGCGCCGUGCCGGGGAAGCCGCUCUCCUGCCCCAACCACGAAGGCAAGAUGAUGGAAUUCUACUGUGAGUCCUGCGAGACAGCCAUGUGUCACGAAUGCACGGCCGCUGAGCACCGGGAGCAUGUGACGGUGCCUUUGCGGGAUGUGGUGGAGCAGCACAAGGCCUCUCUGCGGCAGCAGCUGGACGCCAUCAAGAGCCGGCUGCCCCAGCUGACUGCGGCCAUCGGGCUGGUCUCUGACAUCAGCCAGCAGCUGGUGGAGCGCAAGAAUGACGCCGUGGCUGAGAUCGGGAGCACCUUCGCUGAACUGGAGAAAGCCCUCCACCAGCGGAAGGGGCUUCUGGUCCGCGACCUGGAGGCCCUCUGCGGGGCUAAGCAGAAGGUGCUGCAGGCCCAGCUGGACACCCUGCGCCAGGGCCAGGAGAACAUCCUCAGCAGCUGCAGCUUCACGGAGCAGGCGCUGGACCACGGCUCGGAGACGGAGGUGUUGCUGGUGAAGAAGCAGAUGAGUGAGCGGCUGAGUGAGCUGGCCGGGCGCGAGUUCCCAGAGCGGCCCCACGAGAAUGCCCAGGUGGACUACGUGGUGGAGACGGAAGGUGUGCGCAAGUCCAUCCUCAACCUGGGCGUGCUGCUCACCACCAGCGCCAUAGCCCACAAGACGGUGGCCACCGGGGAGGGCCUGCGCCACGCGGUGGUGGGCCAGGCGGCCUCCCUCACCAUCACCACCAAGGACAAGGACGGGGAGCUGGUGCGCAGCGGGAGCGCCUGCCUGCGGGCGGAGGUGGCGGCCCCCGACGGCACCGCCACGGACCACGAGGUAGUCGACAACAAGAACGGCACCUACGAGGUGGUCUACACGCCGCGCCAUGAGGGCGACCACCUCCUCUCCAUCCACCUCUACGGGCAACCGAUCCGGGGCAGUCCCUUCCGUGUCAAGGCUGUCAAGGCUUCCGAUGUGCCGCCCUCCCCGGACGACGUCAAGCGCCGCGUCAAGUCUCCCAGCAGCGGCCACAUCCGGCAAAAGGCUGUGCGCCGCCCUUCCAGCAUGUACAGCAGCGGCAAGAAGAAGGAGAACCCCAUUGAGGAUGAGCUGAUCUUCCGAGUUGGAACCCGGGGCCGGGAAAAGGGCGAAUUCACUAAUCUGCAGGGCAUUUCCACCUCCAGCAGUGGCCGCAUUGUGGUGGCCGACAGUAAUAACCAGUGCGUGCAGAUCUUCUCCAACGAGGGACAGUUCCGCCUGCGCUUUGGGGUGCGGGGCCGCUCCCCUGGGCAACUGCAGCGCCCCACGGGGGUCACGGUGGACCUCAAUGGGGACAUCAUCAUUGCCGACUAUGACAAUCGCUGGGUCAGCAUCUUCUCUCCCGAAGGCAAGUUCAAGACCAAGAUCGGGGCUGGCCGCUUGAUGGGACCAAAGGGGGUGGCCGUGGACCGCAACGGGCACAUCAUCGUGGUGGACAACAAGGCCUGCUGCGUCUUCAUCUUCCAGUCCAACGGGAAGCUUGUGACCAAGUUCGGCAGCCGCGGGACCUCGGAGCGCCAGUUUGCAGGUACCCUCGAUGGGCCACACUUUGUUGCUGUCAACAACAAGAAUGAGAUCGUGGUGACCGACUUCCACAACCAUUCUGUGAAGGUGUACAGCGCCGACGGGGAGUUCCUCUUCAAGUUUGGGUCCCACGGUGAAGGCAACGGGCAGUUCAACGCCCCAACCGGUGUGGCUGUGGACUCCAACGGGAACAUCAUCGUGGCCGACUGGGGCAACAGCCGGAUCCAGGUCUUCGACAGCUCGGGCUCCUUCCUGUCCUACAUCAACACCACGGCGGACCCGCUGUAUGGGCCGCAGGGCCUGGCCCUGACCUCUGACGGACACGUGGUGGUGGCAGACUCCGGCAACCACUGUUUCAAGGCCUACCGAUACCUGCAGUAGCCCCGGGGGCGGGCGGGGGGAGGGGGCGCGUUUCCCUCCGGCCCACCUGCUGCCCGAAAGGGGUGGACAAUGCGCUUGGGGAGGGCUGGCCCUUCGGCAGGGCCCCUCCCCCCUCCCUGCCCGCAAAGGGUUAUGGGGCUCCGGCAGCUGUGUGUGAUGGUGCCAAUUGCAACCAACCAAGGCAGCUACGCGUUCGGGUUCGGGGUGUUUCCUGGAGUGUGUGGAGGAGUUCAGCUUGGUCAGCUCCUCCUCCUCCUCCAUGGGGUUGCCAUACAUUUCUGGUCUUUCCUGCGGGGGAAGCGGGGCUGGCUCUGGGGUGGGCUCUGUAGCUCCAGCUCGCUUGUCGCCUGCUUCCUUUGGCAAAUGCUCUUGCCCUCCCUGUCCGGCCUUAGGGGCCCUCGUUCUGUCCCUCCUUGCCCUCCGUCUCCCUCGCUCGCUUCCCUGGAUUCUCUCUGCACUUUAUCACUGUCCAGGGAAGAGGCCGAGGCUACCCCUUCCUUUCCUUCCCUUCCCAAUUUCUGUCUCUACAAUUCCUGGGGGGGGGGG
This is a messenger RNA of Anolis sagrei ordinatus, 2946 nucleotides long. NCBI's taxonomy places the organism in Eukaryota, Metazoa, Chordata, Lepidosauria, Squamata, Anolidae. The record is from RefSeq and is a predicted model, not a curated record.